CGCAAUUUUUCAUUUUGCUGUGAAAAAAGGGAAAUUCACUUUUGAGUCACACACAAUUUCGACUCGAUUAGCAACUUCAAUUGCAUGGCCAGUGCGGACGAGAUUAUAGUCAAUGGGCAGGUUAUAACGCUGCCCACAUUGGAGGUGGUCAAAGCAGUUCCCAUCAUGGCGGCUGGCACUAACAUCGAUUGGUUGGUCCAUCUCUACUAUGCGCGACGUGAUUUUAUACGUUGCCGCUUCAUAAUCGAUCGAGAGCUUUAUAGAAGUUUGAAUCCAGAGUAUUUGUAUUAUGUCAAGGGUUUAAUUGACCGUGAAGAGGGCAACAGCAUUGAGGCGCUACGUAAUCUACAAAAAGCACUCGACUUAAAUUCAAAAAAUAUUGAAACUUACAAGGAGAUUGGCAAAACACUCUUUAUUAUGGGCCGUUUCAAUCAGGCGUUAAGCAUCUUUCGUGAAGCUGAAGAGCUCUCCCCACGGCAGGAUCAUGAAAUUUGCCAUUUCAUUGGCGAAUUGUUGCAUCGUUCAGCGGCUGCUUGCAAUCAAUUUGCGCUCGCACGUCAAGAAGAGGCCGAGGCGAAAGUUUACUUUGAAAGGGCAGUGCAAUCUGGCAAAAAAUUGGAAAGCUUUCAGCGACUUGGUGAAAUUCUGCGUAAGGAGAAGGAUUACAGCAAGGCAAUUGAGGUGCUCGAGAACUGUUUGCUUUUAUCACCAGAAAAUAUUGAAGUUCUCACAGAAAUUGGUGUGCUAUAUUUGAAAAUCAACGAAACACAGAAGGCCUUUGAUCGAUUGUCAGAAGUCAUAAACUUGGAUAGGAAGUGCUCGAAAGGAUUAUUGGCUUAUGGUGCCAUAUUGCAGUCGCGCAAUGACAUCGAUGGAGCUUUGGGUAAAUAUCAAGAAAUCGCUGCGACAGAACCGGACAUCCCAGAAUUGUGGAAUAAUAUUGGAUUGUGUUUCUUCAAAAAGAAGCAACAAAAAAUUAUUGCGGCAAUUUCUUCUCUACGUAAAUCCAUCUGGCUUUCUCCGCUGAAUUAUAAUGCUCUCUACAAUUUGAGUUUGAUUUAUAUAACUGCGCAACAAUACGCCAGUGCCUUUCAUACGCUUGCAGCAGCCAUCAACUUGCGUAAGGACAGCGCCGAAUGCUAUAUGCUGCUCGGAAUUUGCUUGCGUAAGUUAGAGGAUGGCGAUAAUGCGUUUAAGGCAUUUCAGCGCUCUAAUGAAAUUCAACUGCAACAACAAAAGAAUGCCGGACGUAAUCCACUUGUGCACUUAAACUAUGCCCUCUUCUGCUAUGAGAGCGGUCGUAUUGCGCUGGCGACAGAGCAAUUUACACGUUUUGUUAGCUCGUCAAAGGAUCUUCUGUUACCGACGGAAUAUAAAUUCCAAGCGACCAAAUUGAAAUCGCUUCUGAAAAUUUCAACAAGUAAUAUGGUGACAUCAACACCACCAAAUGGUGAUGCUGCAAGUGACGUCAAUUGGCAACCAACUGAGGGAGGAAACAACGGCCACAGCAACGUCCAGAGCGAAAGCAGCAUUGACGAUAUCUAUGGCAUUUAUGGUGUGAAACGUCAAGCAGCAGGGGACCGAAAAGUACUAAGCGAUACAAAAGAAAAAGCAUUGGUCACAGCUGCUGCCGCUGCUGCCGCUGCUGCCCUAACAAAUAAUGCAUCAACCGCUGCAACCAUUCCCACAGAAAUGCCGCUUGAGGUGAACGCUGUGGUCAAUGCCUGACGAUAUGAGUGACAUGCUGGCAGCGAACUUUUGCCCCAAUUGGCUGAAACUACUAUAGAAAAUCCUAGCAGAAGCACUACUUGUAGAAACAAUAACAACAACA
This is a messenger RNA of Rhagoletis zephyria (snowberry fruit fly), 1831 nucleotides long. RefSeq names its product Bardet-Biedl syndrome 4 (gene BBS4). The record is from RefSeq and is a predicted model, not a curated record. Gene Ontology annotation, molecular function: protein binding. Gene Ontology annotation, biological process: protein localization to cilium; cilium assembly. Gene Ontology annotation, cellular component: ciliary basal body. NCBI's taxonomy places the organism in Eukaryota, Metazoa, Arthropoda, Insecta, Diptera, Tephritidae.